Austrofundulus limnaeus is the source of this 2533-nucleotide messenger RNA. It is a transcript of the gene sfxn5b, whose product is annotated as sideroflexin 5b. Gene Ontology annotation, cellular component: mitochondrial inner membrane. NCBI's taxonomy places the organism in Eukaryota, Metazoa, Chordata, Actinopteri, Cyprinodontiformes, Rivulidae. The record is from RefSeq and is a predicted model, not a curated record. Gene Ontology annotation, biological process: mitochondrial transmembrane transport; monoatomic ion transport; citrate transport. Gene Ontology annotation, molecular function: monoatomic ion transmembrane transporter activity; citrate transmembrane transporter activity.
AUGUGUAGUCACGCGCAUCAGCUCCGUCACGGUUCCAGCCGAGCAACAAACUACACAUCCCGACAWCCUCUGCGGCACAUCGCCACACUAGUUCCCAGUCCGUAGUUGGGCUCGGGAGUUGAUGAAAACCCGGUUCGGUCCAUGAAUAAUAAUAAUAAAUCUAGAGUUUGAUGUCAUGCUGGAGUCUGCAGCCUGUCCGGGUUUCCGGCUCGGGAAGCCGCGCUACGACCAGGGUUCAUUCCUUGGUCGUCUGAGACAUUUUGUUGACAUUAUUGACCCCAGUACCCUGUUUGUUUCAGAGACCACAAACAUGGCUCUCUUCCACCUGGAGUAUCAGAUGAGCAGUUGUGGGAAGCUCAGAAGAUCAAGCAGGCCAUCAUUCACCCUGACACCGGAGAGAAGAUCUUCAUGCCAUUUCGGAUGUCAGGUUAUGUUCCAUUUGGAACGCCAAUUGUCAUUGGCCUCCUUCUCCCAAAUCAGACUGUGAUGUCAACCAUUAUAUGGCAGUGGUUGAACCAGAGCCACAACGCCUGUGUGAACUACGCCAACCGCAAUGCCACAAAGCCGACACCGACAUCUAAGUUCCUUCAAGGUUACGUGGGAGCUGUGUCAAGUGCUGUAUCUAUUGCAGUGGGACUGAAUGUGCUGAUUGAGAAGGCCCACAGGCUGAGCCCUGCCACCAGGAUGAUCAUUCAGAGAUUUGUUCCCUUCCCAGCUGUAGCGAGCGCAAACAUCUGCAACGUGGGUCUGAUGAGACACAACGAGCUGUCCGAAGGUAUCGAUGUGCUGGACAGCGAUGGCAACGUGGUGGGAUCCUCGAAAAUCGCCGCCAGACACGCAAUAAUGGAGACGGCCUUCACACGUGUGGUCCUUCCAAUGCCCAUCUUUGUCCUGCCCCCCAUCAUCAUGUCCUACGUCGAGAGGCUGCGAUUCCUGCAGAGGAACCGCAGAUUCCUGCUGCCCAUCCACAGCCUCGUUUGCCUGAUUACGUUCGGCCUCUCGCUGCCCGUGGCCAUCAGCCUGUUCCCCCAGAUGUCUCAGAUUGAGGUGUCUMGCCUUGAGCCGGAGAUUGCCAUGGCAACGGACUGCAAAGUGGUGACCUACAACAAGGGUUUAUGAUGGAUGGCGUGAUGCGAGAGAGGAUGGGGUGCACAACCGGAGCCGAGGCUGCGUUCUGAAUAACUGUAAYUGAGAACUUAUUGCAGGCUUUGGGAAGAAUCUGCUGUGUAAUUGUUUACCAUAGAUGUCCAGUUUUUACUAAACUUGUUUUUUUUUUAACUGUUCUCAGGAGCGCAGCAUUUAUCGAUUUGUUGUUUUUGAGAGCUUGAGACUUUYUUUUUUGUUGCUUACUCUUUGUGUAAUGGAACAAUAGCAUUAUUAUAUUUUCUAAUGCACUGUAUCUACAAUAUAUUCCUCACACUUGCUUUGUAUUCGGUGUGCUUUAGCUUCGAAAACAUUUCAAACCUCUGUUGUGUGAAAAAGCUGUGCUGCAUAAUCUGCUGCUAAUGUUUUCGAAGCUAAAGAGUCAUAUUUUUAACUACUCAAGGUUGGUGGUAAUGCGCUGUGAACACGCCACAGUGAUGAGGCAAACCUGUUAAAGAGGACUUUUAUUUUUCAUCUCUAACGGAUGUGGAGCGAUGCUCGUUUUUAUUUAGUGUUGUUUCGCCUUCUGGAAGAAACCAGAAAUCUGUUUCUUAUUUUCAUUAUGACCGCAGACAGGCUCCCUCACACUCAGCGUUGUGUGUUUGUGUGCAGUUGAAUUUAUUCAAGCUGCCUGGGAAAAUAAAUAGAAAAAUCUGGGAGCAGAAAAGCAAACAAAAGUUUUAGAAGAGAGGAGCUGCAGAAUGAAGAGAGAUUGCUUUACAACAGACAGCUAUUUUUCAAGGUUACCUCGAACUGAUCAGUUUCUGAGAUGGAGGUGAGGAAAGGAAUAGAGGAUGAACAAACCUAAUGAGAAAAAAAAGAGAGCAAACUGAAAAUCCAGAAAUUAAACAAACUAGUUACUAAUAUAGCUUAUGAUGUGAUGCAAACAUGAGUUUAUUCACAGGUUAAUGCUUUUAUUGAUUMAUCUAUACCACAAAUAAUUAUAUUUUAAAUUAGUGUUUUUUAAUAAGUUUACCUAAUUUAUUAUUGGAGUCUUUUGUCCGAUAUUACAUGCCAUAAAACCAGUUUUUAGUUUUGAUUUACAUUUACAAAACUGUAACCUUUCUGUCAAUAGUGCCAAAAGCUGCAGAUAUGGAUACACUGUGUGUUUAAUCAUUUGUAAUGUGACAGCUGAUCUCACAACUGUUCCCUGAUAAUAUUCAGAAUUAUGACUUUGUAUUAACUUUACAUCUUGAUGUCAUUUUCCCAAUGCUGACUGUUCUACAAUCAGAACUUACUUCUUUUGUACAAUAAUUAAACCACAACUGAUAUAUGUGAUUGUUAAAAAUGAUUUAUAUAGCAAGCUCAUGAAUUGUUUCCAAGAAAAACAGUAAACAACUUAUGUAUUUAAUAUUUACAAUAGCCAAUAAAUUCUCUUUCACUGUAAAAA